This is a messenger RNA of Letharia columbiana, 684 nucleotides long. RefSeq lists its product as uncharacterized. Lineage: Eukaryota; Fungi; Ascomycota; Lecanoromycetes; Lecanorales; Parmeliaceae. The transcript has a single exon. The record is from RefSeq and is a predicted model, not a curated record. The coding region runs from base 1 to 684 and encodes 227 amino acids.
AUGGCACCCUUCAGACUUCGAGACCUCCCUGGAGAACUGCGGAACAAUAUAUACAGCAAAACCCCACUCUCUGACAAGAUGACCUUGCUGAGGACCUCCCGCUCCAUCAAUAGCGAAGUUUCCCCGUUCUUCUACGAAGAAGCCACCUACCGAAUUUUCGUCAACGUCCAUCAUCCUUCUUUAUACACAAAGCACCCUAUAACUAGACCACCUCUUCAGCACAUAAAAGAGAAGAUCCAGAAUCUCGACGUCUAUUGGGCACUCUUCGAGCCCGAAAAACGAAAGGAAGGCGACAUUGAGGCGCUCAGCUGGGACCCGCUCAUUAGUCGAGGACUGUGCCGUGUCUUCUUUGGAUGGUGCCCAGGUGUGCCCUGGUUGCCUGUACCCUUUAGAGACAGCGACUUUGAACCAUUGAAGACUCUUGCUGGUUUUGAGACCGUGGAGAUCCGAGUUGGACUGAAGGCUUUGGGGCGGCCGCACAAUCACCAUGCACCAAAGACGAAUACAGGCAACACAUGCACAGAUUCGGAUACCUCGUGUCCCAUGAUGUUGCCUAUGUACGACGUAUUGCGGAAUGGACUGGAGUCGGCGUUUGGAGUUGCAGAGCUGAGACAGAACCCGCCGGAUCAUUACCUGAGAUUCGAGCCAGGCAAACAUUUAGCGGACGCUGUCGUCAAGUCCUAA